This is a messenger RNA of Punctularia strigosozonata HHB-11173 SS5, 1464 nucleotides long. RefSeq lists its product as uncharacterized. The record is from RefSeq and is a predicted model, not a curated record. The transcript has 8 exons. The coding region runs from base 1 to 1464 and encodes 487 amino acids. Lineage: Eukaryota; Fungi; Basidiomycota; Agaricomycetes; Corticiales; Punctulariaceae.
AUGGACUAUCUCGAGCGCUCCUCUUUCACGGACACGUACGGUCUCUGGACUGUUCAUGUUCAUGUCACCGGACGGCUGUACUGGCGACUCUCCCCUUCCACGCGACAUCGAGGUGUUCGCAUCGUCUCCAAUAUCGAACCAAAGCAUCUUGUGAAAUCUCCCGCCUGGAGGCCGAUGCACUCUGUUGCCAUGGGUGACGACCAAAGUGGUUAUCAGAAAGCUCGUGUUCAAGGCCAGUUUAGCCCUGUAGAGCUACAUACAGCUGAUGGCAAGACCGUGAUUACCGUUGAUCACGCAACAACUCGCGCGACAUACGCGAUUGACCCUGGAGACAUGUCGUACCCCAAGGAUAUGCGCAAUACUGACGUUGAGACUGUCUAUGCGCAACGCCUGAUGUACUGGGCUCAAAUGCAGAUGUUUCCAUCUCACAUCCAGCUCCAUCCCGCCUGCGUCCAGGCAGCCACGAACGCAUUGCUCUGGUGUCAAGCGGAUCGGGUGUUAUUCACUUCUUCGAAUGCACCAUUCUCUAAGGAAGCCAGUUCGGAGAUGCUCUCCCUUCUUCGAGAUAUAUCGAAAGAAGCACAAGAUCACAACAUCGGAAUCUCCCUGGAGACGUGGUACGUCGCUGCAGUACUCCGACAUACCACUCUGCAUCGUAUCAAGUACCACUACGGAAGAGUCGACGCGCAGAAGUACCGGGAGCGCGCUAGGAACAAUGAACUCCCGGAGAAUCUGCCAAUGAUAUCGAGCGUACCCGUUCGCAUGAUAUGGCACAUCCUGUCUUGGAUACUACUCACAUCCCCCUACGGAUAUCUCAGCAGAAUCGCGACAGUGGAUCGCACUCAAAUGGGCGAUGGUAUUAGUACGAUCAGAUGGGUCCGUUUAAUCUCAGCGUUAUGCCGCGAAUGGAACUCCAGCAAUCUUCUCUCAACAGUGCUGAUAUCAGCAACCGUGGCCGUCCUGGCGAUACCUGGUAUAAACGGUGUAGCUGCAGUGCUUGCAAUCCUGUCCAUCCUAUGCGCCAUCUUCUCCGUUUGCUCCGGGUUGUUCAUGCUCUGGAUUCACCAAUCACUUACGGAUACCGACAGCGUAUUUGCGCUUGUAUACUUUGCGAAGGCUAAGGCCCUCACUGGAUCGUCCCAUUUACUUGCCAUCGGGCUCUCUCUGCCUCUAGUAUCCACCCUCUAUGGCAUGCUGUUGUUUCUGGGCUCGAUUGCCUCAUAUUCCCUAGACUCCCAUCUUGCGCAUGACUUCGCCAUCGUCAUGCGCGUCGCGACCAUCGCAGUAUUGAUCGCGUUGCUCGUGCUUGCGUGCACGGUGAUACCUGUGUUCAGUGACAAGUUCAUUGAUCUUAUGCGGCUUCACCUACCAUCCAUAUCGCACGGUGCCGUCGUAGAUGCCGUUGAAGAAGAAGAAGGUUCUCAGAUCGUCAAUGGCGAUGCUCCGACCGCACUAUGGGUGUGA